AUGGAGAAGCCUAGUGCCCUGCUGGUCGGGCGGGAAUUUCUGAGACAGUAUUACACCCUGCUGAACCAGGCCCCCACCAUGCUGCAUCGAUUUUAUGGAAAGAACUCUUCCUAUGUCCACGAGGGAUUGGAUUCAAGUGGAAAACCUGCAGAUGCAGUCUACGGACAGAAAGAAAUUCAUAGGAAAGUGAUGUCACAAAACUUCACCAACUGCCACACCAAGUUCUGCCACGUUUAUGCACAUGCUACCCCGAAUAAUGGUGUGAUGGUCCAGGUCAUGGGACUGCUCUCUAACAACAACCAGGCUUAAUGGAGGUUCAUGCAGAUGUUUGUCCUUGCUCCUGAGGGCUCGGUUGCAAAUAAAUUCUAUGUUCAUAAUGAUAUCUUCAGAUACGAAGAUGAGGUCUUUGGUGGCUUUGUCACUGAGCCUCAGGAGGAAUCUGAGGAAGAAGUAGAAGAGCCUGGAGAAGGACAGCAGAUGCCUGAGGCUGUACCUGAUGAUUCUGGUACUUUCUAUGAUCAGACUGUCAGCAGUGACCUGGAAGAACAUUUAGAGGAACCUGUUGCUGAGCCAGAGCCUGAUCCUGAACCAGAACCAGGGCAAGAACCUGCAUCUGAAAUCCAAGAAGAAAAGUCUGAGCGUGUUUUAGCAGAAGCUGCUCCUGUGGAUGCUCAGAGGAGUUCUUCUCCAGCACCCACAGACAUAGCUCAGAUAGUGCAGGAGGACUUGCAGACAUUUUCUUGGGCAUCUCCCUGUCUAGAAUUUAAACCUGAAUCUCAGAUUCCACCGCAGAGGCCCCAGAGGUACCAAAGAGUGAGAGAACAACGAAUAAAUAUUCCUCCCCAGAGGGGACCCAGGCCAAUUCGUGAAGCUGAGGAGCAAGGAGAUGUUGAACCUCGGAGAACAGUGAGACAUCUGGACAGCCACCGGCUCUUCAUUGGGAACUUGCCUCAUGAGGUGGACAAAUUAGAACUCAAAGAUUUCUUUCAAAACUAUGGGAAUGUGGUGGAGCUGCUCAUAAACAGCGGGGGGGGGGGGAAGCUGCCCAAUUUUGGCUUUGUCGUGUUUGAUGAUUCUGAGCCUGUGCAGAAGGUCCUUAGCAACAGGCCCAUCACGUUCAGAGGUGAAGUCCAUCUGAAUGCGGAAGAGAAGAAGACUCAUGCUGCUAGGGAAGGGGACCAUUGA
Molecule: messenger RNA, 1185 nt
Organism: Octodon degus (degu)
Lineage: Eukaryota; Metazoa; Chordata; Mammalia; Rodentia; Octodontidae
Product: ras GTPase-activating protein-binding protein 1-like
Exons: 2
Cellular component (GO): cytosol; ribonucleoprotein complex
Molecular function (GO): mRNA binding
Source: RefSeq, a predicted model, not a curated record